AUGUUUUGUCAGUCAGAUACUGACAGUUAUGCCGCUCUGCUUGAUGGCAGAUUACUUCGUUCUCAUGUUAGUGAUAGCUGCAUAUUACAUCUCACUAUUCAACCUGUCGUUUCAUGCAUGAUCUUCCUACUCAAUAUCAGCUCUCUCAGCUCUCGCUUACAGAAGCGUUGCAAAGCUUGGAUAAGCCGCCUACAAAAGCCCCCUGCAGCCAACACUUGGAGAAUGAGAACGACCAACAUAAGAUGUCCCUUCUGUUCCGGUGAGCGGGCGCCAAUGUUGACCGAAUUGAGUUAUUCUUGGGCGACAUGGGCUGGGUGUCCCCAUAUCACAUGGUUCAUGUGGUAG
Messenger RNA from Pochonia chlamydosporia 170, 345 nucleotides. RefSeq lists its product as hypothetical. The transcript has 2 exons. Bases 1 to 345 code for a protein of 114 amino acids. NCBI's taxonomy places the organism in Eukaryota, Fungi, Ascomycota, Sordariomycetes, Hypocreales, Clavicipitaceae. The record is from RefSeq and is a predicted model, not a curated record.